This is a messenger RNA of Pterocles gutturalis (yellow-throated sandgrouse), 1935 nucleotides long. RefSeq names its product calpain-5-like. The transcript has 12 exons. Gene Ontology annotation, biological process: proteolysis. The record is from RefSeq and is a predicted model, not a curated record. Gene Ontology annotation, molecular function: calcium-dependent cysteine-type endopeptidase activity. NCBI's taxonomy places the organism in Eukaryota, Metazoa, Chordata, Aves, Pterocliformes, Pteroclidae. Bases 1 to 1935 code for a protein of 644 amino acids. Gene Ontology annotation, cellular component: cytoplasm.
AUGUCUUCAUCAGUGCAACUCUUCAGAGAUCAGAAGUACCACGAGCUGAAAGGGCAGUGUAUCCAGCGGAGACAACUCUUUGAAGAUCCUGAGUUUCCAGCCUCAGAUGAGUCCCUUUUCUAUCAGUCAGCACCGCCAAGGAAAGUUGAAUGGAAGCGCCCAAAGGAGCUCUGUGAAGACCCCCACCUGUUUGUGAAUGGAAUCAGCUCCCACGACUUGCACCAAGGCACCCUGGGGAACUGCUGGUUUGUGGCUGCGUGCUCCUGCUUGGCGCUGAGGGACACCCUCUGGCAGCAGGUGAUUCCAGACUUUAACGAACAAGAAUGGGACCCUAAAAACCCAGAGAAAUAUGCUGGGAUUUUCCGUUUCCGUUUCUGGUGCUUUGGAGAAUGGACAGAGGUGGUUAUUGAUGAUCUGCUGCCAACAAUGGAUGGGAAGUUGAUCUACUGCCAUUCCAAUGUGAAAAAUGAAUUCUGGAGCGCAUUACUGGAGAAAGCUUAUGCAAAGCUGGCUGGAUCUUACGAGGCCCUAGAUGGAGGCAGCGCUGCAGAUGCAAUUGUGGAUUUCACUGGAGCAGUGGCAGAAUCUAUUGAUUUGGUACAGGGCAAGUACGGUGAGAUUAUUUCUGAGCAGAUGAAGCUAUUCGAAGACUUGCUGAAAGUGCAUAAAAGAGGUGGAUUGAUCAGCUGCUCCAUUACGGCUUCCUCUGGCAGAGCCAACGAAGUGGAGACAGAGACAGGUCUCAUCAUCGGUCAUGCCUACUCAGUGACUGCAAUUCGGAAGCUGCGCCUUGGAGAAAGGCUCAUAUUCUCUUUUAAGGCAGAAAAGCUGUUUAUGAUCAGGCUGAGGAAUCCCUGGGGAAAAAGAGAGUGGAACGGUGCCUGGAGCGACAAUUCUGAGGAGUGGAAGAAAGUCAGCAAUUCGGAACGUAAGAGCUUGGGACUCACUCUUGAGAAUGAUGGAGAGUUCUGGAUGACGUUUGAGGACUGGUGUAAGAAUUUCACUGAUGUGGACAUCUGCCGGAUUGUGAACACCUCCUACUUCAGUAUCCACAAGACCUGGGAGAAGAAAAUGAUGCAUGGGGCUUGGGCAAAGAAUUCAGAGCCCCUGCUAAAUCGCUCCGGGGGAUGCUUUGAUAACAGAGAGACCUUCCUUCAGAAUCCCCAGUACGUCUUUGAUGUUAAGAAGACUGAGGACAAAGUGUUGGUCUCAUUACAACAGGAGGAUCGUCGCAAAUACAAGAAAGAAGGGAAAGGAGACAGCAUCCCAAUUGGCUUUGAAAUAUUCAAGGUGGAGGAUAACAGAAGCUAUCGACUGCACAAGCUGACUGUGCAGGAGAGAGUGGCCACAUCUCUGUACAUCAACACACGCACCGUGUUCUUGAAGAGGAUCCUUAAGCAAGGCCGCUACGUCCUUAUCCCAACCACAUAUCAUCCUGGCAUCAGUACAAGGUUUAUCCUGAGACUCUUCACAGAUGUGCCAUCAAAACUCAGAGAGCUGAAGGCAGAUAAGCCUAAAAUGACAUGUUGGAGUCUUCUUUGUGGCUAUCCGCGCAGAGUCACCCAAAUCAAAAUUCACUCGGCAGAGGGUUUACAGAAGCAGGACAGAUCAGGUGGAGCAGAUCCCUACGUGCUUAUCAGGUGUGAGAACCAAACCGUGCGCUCUCCUGUGCAACACGAUACAACCAGUCCCAUCUUUGACACACAAGUGAUUUUCUACAGAAAGAACAUCGACAGCCCUAUCAUCGUCCAGGUCUGGAACAGCAACGUCUUGUGUGACCAGUUCCUCGGACAGGCGGUGCUUGGAGCUUCACCCACUGACCCCAGAGAACAGCAGACUCUGCAGCUCCGAGGGAGAGGCAGCCGAGAAGCAGCGGAGGUGCCAGGUCACAUCACCAUCAAGGUUUUUUCCAGCGAUGACCUCGUGGAGCUAUGA